Tribolium castaneum (red flour beetle) is the source of this 1029-nucleotide messenger RNA. RefSeq lists its product as uncharacterized. Bases 73 to 849 code for a protein of 258 amino acids. The transcript has 5 exons. The record is from RefSeq and is a predicted model, not a curated record. NCBI's taxonomy places the organism in Eukaryota, Metazoa, Arthropoda, Insecta, Coleoptera, Tenebrionidae.
AGUUCAUUUAUCACAAGUAUUCAUCAAAUCGGCACCGACUUUGCUGCUGACAGUGUCGUGUGAUUCUGCAAAAUGUUGACUUUUUUCCUGCUGACCGCAACUGCUGUGCUUUCGGACGCCGCCCUAGACAUCAAUACCGUGCCUCCUUAUGUAAAGCAGUGCUAUGAGGGCGAUCCCAAGCUCAUUGAAUGCUUCGAAAGUGCAGUCCAUCACUUACGGCCCUAUUUGGCGACCGGCAUUCCAGAAAUAGAGCUGCCUUCGGUCGAACCUUUCCUCAUGGACGAGCUGUCCUUGUCUCUAACGACAGGACCAAACGGUUACAAAGUCUCGUUGAAAGAAAUUGAUAUUUUUGGGGCCAGCAACUUCACCCUAUCCAAGCUCAAAUUGAGCGAAAACGGGAAGCCUUUUGAGGCCAGGAUUAACAUUCCGCUAUUGAGGAUCAAUUCGAGAUACACCAGCAGUGGCGUACUCAUUAUUUUGCCCGCGAGUGGAAACGGCACUUUCAACGCCCAGUUGGAGGACAUUAAUGCCGUGGUCAAGGGGAUGGUCAGUGUGCACAAGAAGGAGAAUUUAACGUUCCUUCAUGUGGACUCGUUGAAUUUAGACCUAACAGUGAGAAAUUUGCACAUGUCUGUUAAAAACAUCUACAAGAACAACCGAAUUUUAACCGAAGCAAUAAAUUUGUUUUUGAGAGAGAAUGGACAGGAAGUUUUUAAAGUGAUGAAGCCUCAAUUGCGGAAGAAACUGUCCACACUUUUUAUGAGUAUUACUAAUAAGCUUUUGACACAUCUACCUGUUGAAGUAUUUUACGUGCCGGUGGCUAGACAGGCAAAGAAACCACCGCAAUAAGUGUCUAAUCAUUACGUAUUUCAUUGCUUUAUUUUGUGUUAUUUUAGUGAUAUAGAUCAGUGAAUUAGUUAGUCUACGUAAUUUUGUACUAUUUAUUUUAUUUUUGUGUGUAGAGGUUCUUUUUUACUUUGUUAUAAAAUUGUUAUAAAAUAUUUAAAAAUAAUAAAUUCUUUUUUUAAA